CGCCAAAGUUGUCUGUAAAGGGUGGUUGCAGGUAGUGAAUCGGCAGCCAGAAUGCUGCUGAUAUGGCAGCUGCAGUGGGCUGCUUUGGUGCUGCUGCUGGCAGCAUGUGGGCCUACCUGUCAUGGGCAGGAUGACAUCGAGCCAGACCCAUUUGCCAACACCCGCUAUCUCAUUGGGGGGGAUGGAGGAGAUCUGGUGGACCUUCGUACCAGCCUGGAGCCGACCUACCUAGUGCUGGCCCCGAGCAUUGUUCGUCCCGGUACCGUAUAUCGGGUGAUGGUGAACAUCCUGCGCGCGCGCCAGCCGGUGGACACGCGUGCCGCGCUUCUGCGGGACGGUGUGCAGAUCAGCAGUGCGGCGGCCCGACUGCAGGCCGGCUACCCGCACACCCUGCUGCUCAAGGUGCCUACCACCAGCGUGGAGGGCAACUACCAGCUGCGUGUGGAGGGAAACUACCCGGACACUGUCGGGGGCACGCUGUUCCUGAACGAGACCAGCGUACACUUCUCCACGCGGUUCCUGACCAUUCUCAUCCAGACCAGUCGGCCCGUGUACAACGGUGACCAGAGAGUGUGUUUCCGCGCGAUCAUGCUGACCCACCGUCUGAGGCCGUUCGACGAACCGGUGGAUGCCUACGUUCUGGAUCCUGACGGCUACGUGAUGCGCUGGUGGCCCUCGAGGCCGACCAACAACGGCGUCGUCUCGCUGUGCUUCCAACUGCCGUUCCUGCCCAAGACGGGCAUGUGGAUGAUCCGAAUCAAAGUGCGCGGGCAGGUGCAGGAGAAGCAAGUCGCCGUCGAAAAGUACUACGUGCCCAGAUAUGAGGUGUUCGUCGACAUGCCGAUGCACUUCCUGACCACGGACAAGUACGUGGAGGGCCGCGUGGUGGCCCGAUUUGCCGAGACCAAGAAGCCGGCAGUGGGCAAUAUGACGCUGGAUCUCUAUUUCCGAGAGCAGCUGGAGACCAGCCUGAACAAAUCGUUCUCGUACGCCAACCAACAGAUCACCAAAUGGGUGAAUGGACCCUACCAGUUCCGUUUCUCCAUGGAAGACCUGGUUGCGCGCGUGCCGCGCAUCGACGGCGCCCAGCUCAAGGUGGUAGCCCGCAUGCACGAGUUUUUCGAGGGCCUCAAUGAGACGGGCUACUGUGUAUCACACGUGAUCAACUCGACCGUUAGUCUGCGCUUCGUCGGCAGCCAGCCGAUGGUCUUCAAGCCCGGCAUGCCUUUCGAGGGCGUGAUGGCCGUGUCGUACCACGACCUGCAGCCGCUGUCGGCGGAGCGGCUGCGCGGAUCGUCUCUGACCAUCACCUCGUCAGCGGUGGGCUCUGGGACUCGCAGUCAGGAGGUGGUACCCCGCUACGAGGCCAUCGAUCACCGCUACUGGGGAUCCACCAUCAACAGGAACUUUUACUCUACUACGACCACCACUGCGCGGCCGGGUGCGGCGACCCUGGCUCCGGAGUGGCUACUAGACUACCACCGUAACAACACCGUACAGCGGCUUCUGGAGGAGCAGCGAUUUGCCGAGUAUCGUACACGCGGCCUGCAUCGAUUCCGAUUCAUAAUGCCACCGCGUGGGGGCUCGCGUAUCACGCUGACGGCACAGUAUGAGGACGAAGAAGGAGGAAGGGCGACAGCCACAAUGGAUCUGCUGCCUUACUACUCUCUGGAGGAGCGGUACAUCUCUGUGGAGACGUCCACGGAGCGCGCCGGCGUCGGUCAGUACGUGGUGCUGCACGUGCGCGCCUCCUUCCAGAUGGAGCGGUUCGCCUAUGUGGUGAUGUCCAAGGGCCUGCUGCUGUACGCCAAUCAGGAGACCAUGACGCAGACCGGUCGUACCGUCCACACUCUGAGCCUGCCCGUCAGCUCCGAGAUGGCUCCCACAUUCAAAGUACUCGUGUACCACGUGACGGAGGACGGGGAGGUGCUCUCGGACGCCAUCACUCUGCCCGUGGAGGGCAUUGGUAGCGGUGCGGUGGAUCUGAAGCUGAACCAGGACAAGGACCACUCUAAGGCCACUGUAGAGGCCGUGUGUCGCUCCAUCCCUGGCUCGUUUUUCGGUCUGUCCGGCCUGCGCACGGACGCGCGCCGCGCCGCAGGAGACUCGGAGCUCAGCAAGGCCAGUGUGCUGCGGGAGCUCUACUCGUUCGAGAACUUCACCAGGUCCGUCCACUCUGUGACCCGCCGGUUCCGCGGCGGCCUUCACCCGGACGAUGUGGACUACUUCUCCGCUCCCAACUACGGUGUGGACGCCAAUAGGACGUUCGCCUUCGCUCAGCUGGUGGUGUUUACGGACGGAGCCGUGCCGCAGCUGCCUACCACACUGGCUUCGGCGUGUAACAUUACGCUGGGCCAGCGCUCCUGUCUCACCUCGGGCUGUUACCGAGUCGAGGAGCGGUGCGACGGUCGCCGCGCCUGUGCCGACGGCUCAGACGAGCACGACUGCGCGCCACACGGCGGAGACGCCGAGGCAGAGUUCCGCCGCACCAGGAAGAAUCGGCUGCGAACCAUGUACGACCAGCGACAGGGCGACUGGAUCUGGAAGGAUGUGCAGAUCGGGUACCGCGCCACCGAGGAGGUGGUGCUGAGAGUACCUCGUCAGGACGCGCUCUACUACGUCACGGCGUUCAGCGUCAGCCAGCAGAACGGCUUCGGAAUCAUCGAACAGCCGCUGGUGUACAACACCACGACACCGUUCUACAUGCGGAUGGAGAUGCCGACCCGGUGUCGGCGCGGCGAGCAGAUCGGUGUGCGGGCUGUUCUCUCCAAUAACGUGGCCCAGGAGCAGCUGGCCCUGCUCGUCCUGCCAGCCUCGGACCAGUACAAGUUUGUGCACGUGGAACCGGACGGUUACGUGCAGCACUUCCGACCGCGGCUCAGCGGUGGAGCGCACCAGCAUCUGGUGGUGCUGCCUCCAUUCACCAGUGUGGAGGUGGACAUCCCGAUCGCGCCUCAGAUCCAGCAGGGAGAGCUGACGGUAACACUGACGGCGCUCACCCAGGUCGGCAGGGAGGACGUCAGCCGCACUAUGCUGGUCGAGCCGGAGGGAGUGACCAUCAACAAGCACACAUCGUUCCUUCUGGAUCUGAAGAACCGCGCCGUCGAGUUCAAGUACCUGGAUGUGAUCGUCGAGCAGUCGCCCGUGGUGCCGUACGCCAGCUGGAGGCGAUUCGUGUUCGAUUCACCCAUGGGACACGUCACUGUCACAGGUGACGUGGUCGGCCCCAUCUUCCCCACCGGCGGACCGGUCAACACCUCCGUCCUGCUCAACCGACGACUCCGCAGUACCGAGGCAUCCGCCUUCGACUUCGGCGCCAACCUGUGGUCGCUGCACUACCUGCGUCUGACCAGCCAGUUUCGGUUGAGUGCCGCGCGGCCUGUGUUCGAACAGAUGAACGUCGACAUGGCUGCCGUGCUGUACCGGUUUGACGCCAACGGCGCUUAUAGGAUGUGGGACUCUGCACCGCCCUCUGUAUGGCUUACCGCCUGGGUGACGCGGCUCUUCCAGGAGGCCAAGUUCCAGGACUGGGAGAACUUCCUUUACAUCGAGCCGGCCAUCGUCUCCAAGGCCAUGUCUUGGCUGGUGCAGCACCAGGACAACGCCACCGGAGCGUUCUUUGAGACCAGCAACUACUCGGCUCCGCUCGACCCCAAGAUCGACCCCAAGUCGUCUCGUCCAUCGGACCCGGUGCCUUUACGAAACAUCUCACUGACAGCCCAGGUGCUGAUCACCCUCUGCGAGACAAUCGACUCGCUGCAGGGUGACCUGAGAGCCAGAGCCAAUGUCGCCAAAAGAGGCGCUGUCAGCUAUCUGGAGUACCAGUUGAGGACGCUGAGCCGGCCGUACGAGGUGGCCGUCACCACCUAUGCCCUGAUGGUCGCCAACAGCGUCGAGAGAAACGUCGCCUUCAACAUGCUCGACCGACUGAAGCGCAAAGUCGACGGUAUGAUCUAUUGGUCGCCGGCUCCGAUCGAAACUAACCGCCUGACCAACGAGAACAGUCAGAGGAACCUGCUGCAGCCGAAACUCGAACAGCUGUACGACACCAGGGCGGUGGAGACGACUGCGUACGGCCUGCUGGCCUACCUGAUCCGGGACGGCGUCAACAUUGACCAGGAGAAGAUGGUGCUCUGGCUCAACACGAUGAGGAUGAACGACGGCGGAUUCAUCACCACCACGGACUCACUGGUAGCCCUGCGAGCGCUGGUCGAAUACUCAUACCGCGCCCGCCUGCGUGAUAUUACCGAGAUGAAGGUGAACAUCGAGGCCACGGCUUCUGAGCUGGACUCUACGCUCACUAUCAACAACGCCACGCUGAUGAAAACCCACCGACUGGACUUUGAGAACGUCUGGGGCCACCUGAACGUGAUCGGCAACGGCGCCGGCCAGGCGGUGGUACAGCUGGACGUCAACUACGGCGUGGAUACCCAGAUCGGCAUCAAACAGCCGCCCGUCAAGUCCUUCAACCUCACCGUCACUGAGGACUUCAAACAGUUCAGAAACAAGUCCAUCGGCGUGGUCGACGUGUGCGCCAGAUGGGUAUACCUGGAGGAGGGCCCGCAGAGCGGCUCUGCUGUACUGGAGAUCGAGAACCCCACCGGCUACGUGCUAUACCAGCCGGACGGUGACGCCGUGGUGCGAGAGGCCCAGCGCACCGGUGUCAGUCAGCUGCGAGACGUCAUCGGCGGGCACACCUACGACCACGAGCGAUCCACCACAUGGUUCUUCGAUCACAUUCCCGGUAACGAGAGUCUGUGCUUCAACUACACCAUUCGCCGCUGGUUCCCCGUGGCCAACAUGACCAAGUACCGACGGGCGCUGCUCUACGAACAAUACCAACCCGAACGUUUUGAGAUGCAGAUGGUGAACUCGACAGUGCUGCACGUGCUGAACAUCUGCGAGGUGUGCGGCUCCUACCAGUGUCCCUACUGUCCGUUCUACUCGUCUGCUGGUGUCCUGUCUGCCUCCGUCACCCUACUGGCGCUGGCUGUCGGGGCGGUACUGUGGGCGGGCGGCUCCACCGGCAGCUAAACAGCCUAUUUCAGAGCGAUCCACUGAAUUGAGACUCGGCUGGUAACCGAAGAACCACCCUUUGCAGUAGGUUGCGUUAUCCGUUAUGAGAUUUUCCGAGCCAGUAGUUUCUCCCUCUGGUAAGUCUCAUCGAACUGGUGUCUGUGUGUGUACUAUGCGUACUAGUGAUGUCAGUUACGGAAAAUCGGAAUACCGAUACCAAACCAAAUGCUAACCAAAACCGUGGAGAAAUACCGAAACCAAACCAACUUGGGAACAUGAGGAAAAUACCAACUUUUUACCGAUUUCUUAGCCUCUCAAACAUUAGCGAGGGUUCAUGAUACCAACAAAAUAUCAAACACAUUAGGAUUGAAAUACCAAAUACCGAGUUGGUAUCGGUUUGGUAUCGGUAUACCAAAAAGUUGGUAUCCGAUUGACAUCUCUAGUGCGUACUGUGUGCUGCCUCUCAUUACCAAAAUGACAUGUGAUGCUUGUGAAGAUUACUCGAUCCAAAGAAGUGUUCACGACGUCGUAUGUGACUCCUGUUUAGUUUGCCUAGCUUUAGCUAGUGAGAAACAUUGCUUUUUGCACACCUCAUCAUGUUUGGCUAUUGCUCCAUGCACCAUCAGUUUGUUUUAGCAUGUAAGUUUUCAUGGGAAUCAUGACGGGUGUACGCCAGAAUCUCACCUCUCAGUGAUGUCUGUAUCUCAUGUAUCGCGUUAUUCCUCACUCCAUGACGAAGGUCAGUCCUUUUUGGCAUUAUGUAGCCAUUGCUUUUGAGCCAGUGCUUUUUUCGUUUCAUAUCGAGUUUAGCAUUAAGUUAAUUCUAAGGUAGCUACUGUCUUCCAGCGAAGCACCUAGCACUGCACGGGGCGUCAAAAUGACGUAACGAAAGCUUUCCGUCCGUGAUUUGUUCCGUCCAUUAAAUAAGCUAGCGUAGCGCCAUUGUAGCGAAACAUCCACGACUGAUAUAGUCCGAAAGGUGUUUUGGAACGAUCGGUUGUGUCGUGAAUCAUGACAUGUAGUUUUAGGCUCAUUGUAUCUCUAAGAUCUCCACUCAAAGACGAAGAAAUGUUGGUUGUCCAAAGAUUUUCUUGUUAAUUCGUGGUGGUGGUUGCCAGAUAUUUUUGCCAGUUUCAUCAACGCGUGUUUUUAUCUUGCCGCUAUCUGGGAAGAUGUUAAUGUGCUGCCGUUUGUAUACCGUUUUGCGGGUAACAUAAACGCGAACUUCGAUGUCCGCAUGAAAUGUGCCCACCUAGCAACUCGUCGUCCUCGGGUGCUCUUGACCUCCAGCUACAUAUCAAUUAUUAACGCACUCUGAACAUUUCGAUAUAGUGAAACAAUUAUGGCAGCUGUGUUUCAGGUCUGACUUUUGGAGACAUGUUGACUGUUGAGCACUCGUGUUUUCCGACGAACCUGUUCCGUCCAUGUGUGAUGCUUUUAGGAUAUAAAUAAACGCCUCUUUUGAGUUA
This is a messenger RNA of Amphibalanus amphitrite, 6485 nucleotides long. Its product is annotated as CD109 antigen-like. The coding region runs from base 52 to 5034 and encodes 1660 amino acids. Gene Ontology annotation, molecular function: endopeptidase inhibitor activity; protein binding. The transcript is spliced from 30 exons. The record is from RefSeq and is a predicted model, not a curated record. Lineage: Eukaryota; Metazoa; Arthropoda; Thecostraca; Balanomorpha; Balanidae. Gene Ontology annotation, cellular component: extracellular region.